This is a messenger RNA of Bacillus rossius redtenbacheri, 5646 nucleotides long. RefSeq names its product neuropeptides capa receptor-like. Lineage: Eukaryota; Metazoa; Arthropoda; Insecta; Phasmatodea; Bacillidae. Gene Ontology annotation, cellular component: plasma membrane. The transcript is spliced from 6 exons. Bases 670 to 2148 code for a protein of 492 amino acids. Gene Ontology annotation, biological process: neuropeptide signaling pathway. Gene Ontology annotation, molecular function: neuromedin U receptor activity. The record is from RefSeq and is a predicted model, not a curated record.
GAAAACGCAGCAGUGCUCACGCAAGCCAGCGACCGGCACGGAGGCACGAUCAGAGAUAUCUCCAAUUCUUCUCAAAGAGUUCUUCAAUGCGAAACCCGGGGGUCUUUUCUGCCGGGCGCCCGCGAGAAAUUGUUUCCCCGACGUUAAAGUGACGCGACUUUUUUUUUCUCUCUUCCUUCGGAACGGAUCUUCUUUCCCCCCCAAACUCAAGACUUUUCAUUUUCCUUCUGAAAGUGCCCAUGAACCUCCGGCGUUUACACAUCCCUUACGUUCGGCGUUGCCUAGCGGGAAGUUUCAAGAACAACGCACUCUCCCAGCAGUAACUGAAGUGUACAAGUCUAAAACGUCUCGAAGCCUGCUCGGAAUUUCGACUGGAAAUAAAAAGUUUUUUUUUUGGAGCGUUGAGGAAACAUGUUCGCUGACGGCGGAUUUCCGUGUGAACUCAGGGACGUUCUGCUUUGCCCCCAAGGACUCAUCGUGGUUUAUUUCGUCGACGGGAAUGAGCUCAAGAACAAGUGACGUCGCGCUUUGAAAGUUUUUUUUUUUUUUGUUUUUUAGGAGAACACCGUUUGAAGUACACAUCAGAAUCAGCCAGGAACACCGCGGGGGUAAAGAUGGCGUGAAGCAGGAGCCAGUGCGCCCCCCUUCAGGAAAGAAAGGAAGGAAACCAUGAACUCGACGGACUUCAACCAGUCGCUGGAGGAGUACCUGCUGGCGGUGCGCGGGCCCAAGCACCUGCCCAACAGCAUCGUGGUGCCCAUCACCGUGGUGUACGUGCUGAUCUUCGUGACGGGCGUGUUCGGCAACGUGGCCGUGUGCCUGGUGAUCGUGCGCAACGCGUCCAUGCGCACCGCCACCAACUACUACCUGUUCAGCCUGUCCGUGUCCGACCUCACGCUGCUCAUCCUGGGGUUGCCGUACGACCUGGGUGUCUUCUGGCAGCAGUACCCUUGGUCGCUGGGGCUGGCCAUGUGCAAGAUUCGAGCCCUCGUUUCGGAAAUGUCGUCGUACACGUCGGUGCUGACCAUCGUGGCGUUCUCGAUGGAGCGCUACCUCGCCAUCUGCCACCCGCUGCACUCGUACGCCAUGUCGAACCUGGAGCGGGCCGUCAAGAUCAUCGCCUUCCUCUGGCUGCUGUCGCUCGUGUCGGCGACGCCGUUCGCCGUCUUCACCACCGUCUCGUACGUCGACUACCCGCCAGGUUCCGGCCAGGAGGUGCAGGAGUCCGCGUUCUGCGCCAUGCUGGAGCAGGACAUACCCGAGCACUGGCCCAUCUACGAGAUCAGCAGCUGCCUGUUCUUCCUGCUGCCCAUGUGCGUGAUCCUGGUGCUGUACGCGCUGAUGGGCGCGCGCAUCCGCGGCAGCAGCAAGGACCAGUCGCUGCGCAACCGCCUGUCGUCCGUGCACGGCGACCAGCGGUCCGCCGACUCCCGCACCAGGUCCAUCAUCCGCAUGCUGGCCGCGGUGGUGGUCGCCUUCUUCCUGUGCUGGGCCCCGUUCCACGCCCAGCGCCUCAUCUACCUGUACGGCAAGGACGCUCCAAACUACUCCGAGAUCAACGAGUGGAUGUACUACAUCACCGGCAUCCUCUACUACUUCUCGUCGACGGUCAACCCCAUCCUCUACAGCGUGAUGUCCGCGCGGUACCGCGUCGCGUUCCGCAAGACCAUCUGCCGGUGUCUCUCCCCGUCGUCGUCCAACCCUGCGGACGAUGAGACGACGUCGGUGUACCGCGCCCACCACCACCACAACAACAACAACAACUACAACAACAACGGUCUGCGGUACAACGGCUCGGUGCUGUCCCGCGGGCGGUCCGGGUACCGCGGCGGCGGCGGCAGCGUCGUCGUCGACGUGGGUUCGUCGUCCAGGUCUCGCGCCGCCCCGCGCCUGCCGGAGGAGACCUCCAAGCUCAUCGACCGCGGCGUCCCGACGCCUGGGGCGGACGACGCCAGGAGGUCCGUGUCCUUCGGCGAGCGGGCCUCGGACGUCGUCGUGGUCCUCGGAGGUCCGGCGUCCAACGGGAAGGCGAAGACCGUCGCCACCGCCGCCGGCAGCCACCCGUACAAGGAGGUGGAGGACGCCCUUCGCCAGACGAUGGCCUGCCACGACCUGGAGGAGAAGAACAACCGGGAGACGCACAUAUGAGCGCGCCUGCCCCCACACUGAAAUAAAUUAUUGUUUAUUUUACAAAGAAAAUCCUUGGAAACCCUGUUGCCAAGAUAUUACUUGUAAAACUACAAGGCAAAGCUUUGUACCAUGUGCGAUUUUGAAAGGCUCUGCCUUGUAGUUUUGCAAGAAAUAUGCUUGGCAACAGGGUUUCCAAGAAUUUCCCAUGUAAAAAAGUACAAAUUUUUUUUUAGAGUGCAGAGGGACUCUUGCGACGCGUCGGUUUAAAGGGGCAGUGUCCUUAAUUACCUUGAUUCCGUAAUUUUGCGUUUUGCUCAUUAUUGUAAAUAAAUUAAUAAUAUGACUAUAGUUGUUUAAAAAUAAUCUUGUAUAUGAAAUUAAUGUAUGCGAUUUGAGUUUAAACUUUGGGGCAUUCUCGAAAGUUUCGGUCAUACAAGCAUCGGAUUAUGUACGUAUAUAAAUUUCGCUAUAUCAUUGUUGAAAGUUUUAUUUGUAUGCAUGACCUUGUGAUUUUGCAUUUUUUUUCAUUCGAGGUGCGGUUGCGAGAUUUGCGUGGGUGUUUGUUCUGCGUGUAGACCACGGGUGCAUCACCUAGUGUUUUAUAAAUUUACUAAAUAUAUAUUUUUUUUGAAUGUUUUUUUAGAAACUUCAAGGUCAAUUUUUGUGUCAAAACCCUAGCUCUCUUAGAGAAUUUAAUCGUGUUGUAUACAGUUUUAAAUUAAUAGUUGGUGCAUUCCUAAAUGUUUCAGUACAUCAUUCAUAAAACUAUAAAAAUUUAAUUCCCAAAUCCCUUAAAAAUAUAUUAAAAAAUCCUCAGGUUUUUAGGAUUGUGGGAAAAUCAAUUUUUAUAAAUUUAGGAAUACUAUAACACAAAAUUAAUAAUUAUGUCGAAUCCCACAUGCCAAACGUUAAUUUAAAACUGUAAAAAAACACGAUCGCAUCCUUUUUUUUUUUUUUCAUGCGAAAGACGGCAUAAAAUUUGUAUUUAAGUUGCCAAAAGAAAAUCAUCAGUUAAAUACGGAUUAAAUUUAAAAACACUUUAUAAACAAUUUUGCUAUAUUUAUAUUAUACAUUUAUCCAAAAAUUUGAGCAAAAACACAAAAUUAUGGAAGCAAAAUAACUUUGGACACUAAACCCGUAAAUGGGGCGGGACCAGCGACUGAAGGGUUGUCAAGUGUUAAAUGUUUCCGUCGACAAACAGAACCUUGUGAUUCGCUCUCUUAACAUCAUUCCUUGUGUCACGAGCUUCUUCCUAGCCCCCGGUAUGACCAAUAAGAAAUCAACACAUUGUAGGUUCUGGUUAAAAACACUAAUUUAAUAAUUAAACCAUUUAUUUCGAGAUUUUAAACUAAUUCAUCACGUUCACGAUUGAACUUCCAAAACUCAUUUUCGUCACCGUGGUUCUUGAUGAAAAAUUUUUGUUGCAUACAUUUAAGCGACUUGUACCGCCUGUAAUUAAAAGUUUAAGGAUUAUCCAUUUUGGAUGCAUGAGUUUUAAUGGCAGUAUUUUGGUUUAUGUACUUUUCUUGUGAAUUAUUUUAAGAUUACAUUAUUAUUUUUUGUUACGUUAAUAGUUUACAACCAGCAAGGAGGCAGCAUGCUGUGACGUAGUUAGUUACUUUGUAACGUCGGCAUCGCUAUAUUUUCCCGUACAAAACUCUGAAAAUGGUGCGUGAUAACGUCUGAUUAAAUUUUAAUCUAUGUCGUGAAAAACAGUCACUUUUAUUUAAAAAAAUAAGUCAUUUGAAACUGUGUUCACCAUGAAAACACUGCGCUUAUACCAAUGUUUUCGGCGUCCAAACAAAUUAGCACAACAAUAAACUUAAGGGGAAAAAAAUACUGUUUCACACACACACACAAACACACACACACAUCAUGUAAUAAUGGAGACGUGGCUAUUCCCUGUGUAUAUAUUACUCAUUGUUUGCCAACUGUAAAUAGUCAAAUGUACUCGUGAUCAACUACGUCAAUAUUAGACCUAUUCUAGGCCGUGUUCCCCAAUUCUAAUUUCUGUUUCCGUGUUUUCAUGGUUGUAUAAAUCAUACUUAAGAGUUGGUGAUUAACUUUCGCACCAAUUUUUUCAUAAACAUUUGAAACCAGCUAAAAAAAAUAGUCAUCACUACAAGCGAGAACAAAAUUUUACCUGUUAGAGAUCUUAAGUUAAUCUUUUGUGACAAUUUUACGUAGUUCACCUUUAACUAAUAUUUAUGAAACAAUGUUAAAUUUUUACUAUCUAGCUAUCUAGAUUAGUUCCUUAAAAUCAAAAUUAUGUUCAAUAAUGCUGUGUUCGUUUAAAGUUGUAAUUUUCACUGACCAAAAUCCUUAUACUGAUAUACCUUGCGUUGUCUAGGCAUUUGACAUCGGCUGAUUUGGGCUUGUGUUACCUCUGAUGUCCAGCGUGAAAUAGCAAUGGCAUGUUUACACAUGAAAUCGAUUUAAAUCAAUCUUCCCCACUGAAAUAAUUAUUCAAAGAACGUACUUUUAUUAUUAUUUUUUUUUGUGGUCAAUGUUCUUACCCAGCACCUUUUUAGCGCCACGAAAAAAAAAAGCCUGGAAAACGUUUUUUGACCCUUGACGAACCUUCACUCGAUGAAUUUCAAAACAUUCCAAAAGAAACGGUACGGGAAUACUUAAUUUUUUUGACUUGCAGUCGUUGUUUCUGCAGUGUGCCCUACGUGGUUACAGACGCGAACUGAAACUCGCUAUCGAAGUGAGAACGCGCCGAAAUACGUGUGAUACGAGAAACUGCAGUCAGUCAAGACGAAGUGUGCCAACUGUGCGAUGGUAGUUAGUUGUCUCAUCAGCAACCCAAGAUUCAGUGUGUGAAGGAUAGAAGACGGACACGUACACAUUCCUUUACUGCGAGGCUAUUUUUUCCAUUACUUCAUACCUUUGAUUAUUCCCCGAAAUCAGUUCUUACUCGUUAAGUGCAAAGGAGAAACUCAACCCACACUUGCAUCACACCCUUUUGUGGACUAACAAAAUAAAAAUCAUACAGACUUGAGUGUUUAUUGUUUCAAUGGAUAAUUCUUAUGUAUGUAUUAUUUUAUGUUCCAUGUUUACUCACACAGUUCUAAGGCUUCAUUUAUUGUAUUCAGCACGACUUGCACAUUUAUUAACUUUCCAUGUAGCAACUAAUGCAUUUUUGAAGAAAUGUCUGCUUGCUGUCAUUUAUCCCAUUGUAACAGGCUGUACCAAGAAACUGUUGAAAGGUGAUAACUUUUAAGGUUUAUAAUUACUUGUUACAUUUCUUUCAAAGAGUCUACAGGAUACUAUUUUGUGAAUUGAUGUGUGCCUUAACACUUACAUACGUAUAUCUAGUCAUAAUAGAGCACUGAAUUAAAUAAUGCGAGAAAUGUAAUUUUUUUUUCCCUAUCCCAAAUAGAUGUGCUAGUUAGUACGUGUGGUAUUUCAACUUGGUUUACCUAUGAUAUUUAACUUCUGGGCGAAUAUAAGAGUACAGUGGAACCAUGUUUUUGCCGUUAAUAAACGCCAUUUUAUUAAAGUUGAAAAUAA